Triticum dicoccoides is the source of this 1047-nucleotide messenger RNA. Its product is annotated as protein DETOXIFICATION 21-like. The record is from RefSeq and is a predicted model, not a curated record. Gene Ontology annotation, biological process: transmembrane transport. Gene Ontology annotation, cellular component: membrane. Gene Ontology annotation, molecular function: xenobiotic transmembrane transporter activity; antiporter activity. Lineage: Eukaryota; Viridiplantae; Streptophyta; Magnoliopsida; Poales; Poaceae. The coding region runs from base 133 to 1047 and encodes 304 amino acids. The transcript has 4 exons.
CAAAGCUACUCAUGGCAUUCACCAACAAGCAUGCUCUCUCCAAGGCAGCGCGUGCGUGUUAGUGUGUGUGGAUCACCACAUUAAUCAGCACCAUAACCAGAUUCUCUCCAAGGCAACAAGAUUCUAGGCAAGAUGAGCCGAACAACCUGCCUUCAAUCAAUGGAGAAGUGGGAGGAGGCCCCGCUGCUGGAGCACAGGCAGGGGGGGCAUAAUGUGAGCGGCGACGGAGAGGCCCGGCUGGGGCGCCGGCUGUUGGAGGAGAACCGGACGCUGUGGGCGGUGGCGGGGCCGGCCAUCUGCACGCGCUUCUCCACCUUCGGGGUCACCGUCAUCAGCCAGGCCUUCAUGGGCCACAUCGGCCCCACCCAGCUUGCCGCCUACGCCCUCGUCUCCACCGUCCUCAUGCGCUUCAGCAACGGCAUACUGCUGGGCAUGGCGAGCGCGCUGGAGACGUUGUGCGUGAAGUCGUACGGGGCGAAGCAGUACCACAUGAUGGGCAUCUCCCUGCAGCGCUCCUGGAUCAUCCUGACCGGCUGCGCCGUGCUCAUGCUCCCCAUCCUCAUCUUCACUGAGCCUCUCCUUGUCUCCAUCGGCCAGGACCCCCUGAUCAGCGCUGUCGCGGGGACCAUCUCGCUCUGGUACAUCCCUGUCAUGUUCGCCAACGUCUUCAGCUUCACUCUCCAGAUGUACCUGCAGGCCCAGAGCAAGAACAUGGUCAUCACCUACCUUGCAUUUGUCACCCUCGGUCUCCAUGUGUUCCUGUCGUGGCUCUUCACCGUCAGGCUGCACCUUGGGCUCGCUGGGGCCAUGACCUCCAUGGUCAUUGCCAUGUGGAUUCCUGUGUUUGGGCAGCUCAUCUUCGUCUUCUUUGGUGGCUGCCCUCUCACAUGGACUGGGUUCUCCUUCACAGCAUUCACCGACCUUGUCCCUAUCCUCAAGUUAUCUCUAUCCUCUGGUGUCAUGCUCUGUUUGGAAUUGUGGUACAGCACCAUAUUGGUGCUCCUUACCGGGUACAUGAAGAAUGCAGAGGUUGCACUCAAACCUUAA